Ochotona princeps (American pika) is the source of this 2736-nucleotide messenger RNA. It is a transcript of the gene CLEC12A, whose product is annotated as C-type lectin domain family 12 member A. Gene Ontology annotation, molecular function: signaling receptor regulator activity. The coding region runs from base 52 to 864 and encodes 270 amino acids. Lineage: Eukaryota; Metazoa; Chordata; Mammalia; Lagomorpha; Ochotonidae. The transcript has 7 exons. The record is from RefSeq and is a predicted model, not a curated record.
UUCCUCCCAGGCAUUUGCUGUCAUUGUUAAGCUCUCUUUACGUGUUCGUCAAUGUCUGAAGAAGUUACUUAUGCGGACCUAAAAUUCCAGAACUUUCCUGCAACAGAAAACACCAAGCCACUUGGCCGAGUUGGGAAAAAAGCUCCCCCAGUCCUUUCCCGUGGAUGGCGUCAAGCUGCCUUGAUUCUGGUGCUCCUGUGUGUUCUGCUGCUCUUCGGACUGCUGAUCUUAGCAACCGUGUUUCACUCAACCUUGAAAGCAGAAAAGGGAAGACUGAAUGAACUACAAAACAUCCAAGAAGAACUUCAGAAAAAUCUUUCCUUGCAACUGGUGAAUAGCUGGAACUCCUCGGAGCAGAUCAGGAGGCUCUCUGCUAUGUUGCAAAAAACAGCCACCCAGUUAUGCCGUGAGCUUUACAGAAAAAACCCAGCGCACAAAUGUCAGCCUUGCCCACCGAGCUGGGUAUGGCAUACUGAUAACUGCUACCUCCUGAAUGACUAUCAGCUCACGUGGCAGCAGAGUGAGAUGGUCUGUUCUGCCCAGAACGCCAGCCUGUUGAAGAUGAGGAGCAGGAGUGAGUUGGAAUUUAUAAAAUCCAGGCCAUUAUAUAAUUAUUGGUUGGGAUUGUCUCCCAGAAAAUUUCAGAAAUCUGUGGAGAAAGUGGAUGAUACAGUAGCCUCUUCUGCCUGGGAUAUACGAAAUACUAGCAACUUAAAUAUGAUGUAUUGUGGAUUUAUCUAUAACACAUAUGUCUAUUACACUCAGUGUAGUGACAGGCAAAAGACGCUGUGUCAGAAGAUGGCCCAUCCCUCUCUGAACAUUGAAAGUGUACUAACCAAUGAUAUUCCUGGAGGAAGCAGUUAAUUCUAAAUUUACAAAAUGAAAACCCGUGCUACAGGUACUUUGAGGAAAUUUCUUUCUACGCUUCGUUACCUGUGAUACACUUGACCAAAGUCCACCUUACACCCAAAACUCUGGCACGACAACAGCGCACCAAGAGACACCACCUCCUGGAAGACUGUCAGGGUUAGCGCACCUCGCCGCAUGGGGCAGGAACAAAGCAUGCGCUCUUCAACCCAGUGUGUCCCACCCUGAGGCUGCAGCGUGGCACGCGGGGCGCCAGAUAACAGGUGGGGGCCCCCCAAAUGCUCGAGAACUGAAGGAAAACUCUGGGUCAGUGAAGAGUGCUGGCCGUCUUACCCAAUCACACUGCUGUUCCCGAGGACUCAGAAGUGGACCGGGGGCCUUAAAGGGCCGACAAGCUACAAGGCUGCUUCCACGGAGAGCACACUCAUUGCUAGUAUGAACAGGGUCGAUCCACACAGCGGUCAUUUCACCACUUUUGCACUGAAGCCUGAAGCUAGGCAGUGUUGCCUAACUAAAACGCACAAUAUGAAACCCUGAAAUAAUUUGUUCAUUGUAAGAUGCUCAGCUUCUAAACAGACAAAAAAGUUUAGCGGCUUACGUUGGUUUGCUGUACCCCAAAGCUGCUUUUCAUUUGUUAGAGAUGAGAACUCGGGCCACUGCUUUCUGCAAAAGCCCAGUUUUGUUCUUCGCACACAAAAUCUCUACUGUCUUAGGCGCUUUGCUCACACCUUCAGCAAGUCUUACUGAAUUCCCAACCAUCCGCAGUUGCAGCCUAACAUUUUCCCUUAGUUGUAACCAUUUACAUACACACCUACGCGUACUCAUCUACCCACAUAUCCUAGGAGAAUCUUGUCUUUGAAACUGCUGUCUCAACAAUUGGAUGAAUUAAGUCGCACCUAAGCAGGGAUGGCCACGAACAGGUAGAGAAAUACAGAAGUGGUUUAGUGAAGAAAACACACCUGUCAUGGCAGUGAUCCAGACGAGGAUAAUAUAUACAGGGUUAAUUAAUUGAUGAAUACUUGGAUUUAUGAAGAAAUAAGCAGGCAGACACACUGAAUCAAAACCUAACAGUGGGAAGAAUUAUCAACAUCAAAGCCAUUCCCUAGACAGCAGUUUUUCUCAGAGACAGAAUCUGUUUGGAAACAAAGAAAGUGGUUCAGCUGAAAAUAACAAGACUUUUCCAUUUGGUAAGUGGUAAAACGAAAAUUACGGCUCCCAACACGUGCCAGUGCUGAUGACUAGGGAAUUAAAGAGGACCAGAAAUCUAUCCCUGUCGACCUCAUUUCUAGCCUCCAGCUGACAGCCCAGAAAACAGAGAAACGAUCCAUGAGGUGCAGACCUGUGGCUGUCCUCCACGGCCUGUUUUCCCUGUUGCUUUCUGCUUUUUCUCCCUGAAGCACAGACGCCAGGCUCCCUGCACCAGCUUUCAUUAUAUCUGUACGGAAGAAGCGAAGCCACACAGCCACAUGGAGACAGUUCUCUGAAGUAAAGAGCAGAUGGAGGUUGUGUGCCAUAGGGGAGCAUCCCGAGGACCCAUGCCUUGCGCAGAGGCGCACAGGACUGAGAGGCCCUGUAGACUUGUUCUUUGGAGGAAGUAGGUGCUGGACAAGACUUUGCAGGAGGCCGUGGAUUCCAACAGGGCCCGUUCCCCAAGCCUGCACACACCCAAGCUGAAUUCUGACUGUUCACAGAAGGUCCAGGCAACAGAUUAGCCCAAGGCCUUGGGACCCUGUAUCCGCGUGGGAGACCUGGAAGGGGCACCUGGUUCCUGGCUUCAGAUCAGCUCAGCUCCGCCGUUGCAGCUAUGUGGGGAGUGAACCAGUGGAUGGAAGAUUUUCCUGUCUCUCCUCCUCUUUGUAUAUCUGACUU